AUGAAGAUCCUGGUCUUGGUCUUGGUUUUUCUACAGCUCUCGGAGGCUCGCCCCUCCUCCUCGCCCUGUGUCUGCAGAGUCAUCCUGAAAAAGGGCAAGUCCAUCCGCCAGACGCUGGAGGAGAGGGGCGUGCUGGAGCAGUUCCUGAAGGCGGUCCCGAAGGCGGACCCCGCUGCCAAGUAUCACUUCAGCAACGACGCUGUUGCUUACGAGCCCAUCACCAACUACCUGGACGCUUUCUAUUUUGGGGAGAUCAGCAUUGGGACACCACCCCAAAACUUCCUGGUCCUCUUUGACACGGGCUCCUCCAACCUGUGGGUGCCCUCCACCUACUGCCAGAGCCAGGCCUGCUCCAAUCACCACAGGUUCAACCCCAGCCUGUCCUCCACCUUCAGAAACAACGGGCAAACCUACACCCUGUCCUACGGGAGCGGCAGCCUGAGCGUGGUCCUCGGAUACGACACUGUGACCGUUCAGGGCAUCGUCGUCAACAACCAGGAGUUCGGCCUGAGCGAGAAUGAGCCCAGCAGCCCCUUCUACUACUCGGACUUCGACGGCAUCCUGGGGAUGGCCUACCCCAGCAUGGCGGUGGGCAGCGCCCCGACGGUCAUGCAGGGCAUGCUGCAGCAGGGCCAGCUCACCCAGCCCGUCUUCAGCUUCUACUUCUCGAGCCAGCCGACCUACCAGUACGGCGGGGAGCUCAUCCUCGGAGGGGUGGACCCCCGGCUCUAUUCCGGUCAGAUCGUCUGGGCCCCCGUCACCCGGGAGCUGUACUGGCAGAUUGGCAUUCAGGAGUUUGUCAUCGGUAACCAGGCCACUGGCUGGUGCUCCCAGGGCUGCCAGGCCAUCGUGGACACGGGCACCUUCCUGCUGGCGGUCCCCCAGCAGUACAUGGGCUCCUUCCUGCAGGCGACGGGAGCCCAGCAGGCUCAGAACGGCGACUUUGUGGUCGACUGCAGCUCCGUGCAGAGCCUGCCCACCAUCACCUUCGUCAUCAGCGGGGCCCAGUUCCCUCUGCCUCCCUCCGCUUACGUCCUCAACAACAAUGGCUACUGCAGGCUGGGGAUCGAGGCCACUUACCUGCCCUCCCCCAAUGGGCAGCCCCUGUGGAUUCUGGGCGACGUUUUCCUCAAGGAGUAUUAUUCCGUCUACGAUAUGGCCAACAAUAGGGUGGGCUUUGCCUUCUCCGCCUAGACGGCAGGGGCAGCGGCCUGCGCCCUCCCCGCAGGACUCCGGG
Molecule: messenger RNA, 1237 nt
Organism: Phyllostomus discolor (pale spear-nosed bat)
Lineage: Eukaryota; Metazoa; Chordata; Mammalia; Chiroptera; Phyllostomidae
Gene: PGB
Product: pepsinogen B
Exons: 9
Coding region: 1-1194 (397 amino acids)
Biological process (GO): proteolysis
Molecular function (GO): aspartic-type endopeptidase activity
Source: RefSeq, a predicted model, not a curated record